Coffea arabica (coffee) is the source of this 1226-nucleotide messenger RNA. Its product is annotated as probable 2-oxoglutarate-dependent dioxygenase AOP1. The record is from RefSeq and is a predicted model, not a curated record. NCBI's taxonomy places the organism in Eukaryota, Viridiplantae, Streptophyta, Magnoliopsida, Gentianales, Rubiaceae.
UUAAGAUCGGCAUCUUCCUUCCCAUUCUUGUACGUUGAAGAACCUAUCCACCAAUCUUGAGCUUCUUUGUAGCUUUAAAUCUGUUACAACCGAGUUUUUUUUAUUCCAGGGCUCAACAACAUAGUCAUGGACUCCCAAUUAGCUCCAUCAAAUCCGCCUCUCAUAGAUUUUAGCAGUGAAAACUUGAAACCUGGGACCAGCAUUUGGAUCUCCACAAGCAAGCAAGUGAAGUGUGCACUUGAGAAUCAUGGGAUUUUUCUUGUAACUCAUGACAAAAUUUCUUCAGAAGUCAAGAAUGGUUUUUACCAAGCAGUAAAGGAGUUCUAUGGUCUCCCCAUGGAGAAAAAAUGUCAGUUCACUUCAGAUAAACCUUAUUCGGGUUAUUUGGGGAAAGCUGCUGAUGAAUUUCCCUCGUUUGAAACUACUUCUAUUGAAGAUCCAACUAGUGAGGAAGCCUUUGAUGGCUUCAUUAAUCUCUUUUGCUCCUCCGGAAGGAAGGAUUAUGUCAGUGAAAUCAUGCAAUCCUACUCAAAGCAAGUGGCAGAACUGCAUGAGGUGAUAAUCAGAAUGGUAUUUGAAAGCUAUGGGGUUGAGAAAUACUAUGAAUCUUUCAGAGAAUCAAUAGCUUAUGUGUGUAGAGUCAACAAGUACAGAGCAGCAACCAAGUUCACAGAGAAAUAUGUAGGUUUGGUUGCCCAUACAGACUUGAGUUUCAUGACCAUACUUCAUCAAAAUCAAGUCAAUGGUUUGGAGGUCAGGUCCAAUGAUGGAAGUUGGAUUCCGGUUGAUUUUCCUCCCUCGUCCUUCGCUGUUGUUGCUGGUGAUGCAUUGAUGGCAUGGAGCAAUGGCAGGAUACAUUCCAUUCUUCAUCGAGUCAUGAUGGCAUCAGAAGAGCCAAGAUACUCGAUUUUGUUGUUCGCCUACAAGAAAGGGAUGGUGGAAGCACCAGAAGAGCUAGUCGAUGAGCAACAUCCUUUACUGUUUAAGCCAUUUGAUAAUCUUGAUUUGGUUUCUUUGGCCUAUGCAGAAAGGGUGAUCGUAACUGAAGAUAAGCUCAAAGUCCUUUUGGCACUUAAGGACGCCAUUUGUCCCUCUUGAAGUGCUGCUGCUGGCUGCAUUACCUAAUUUACAUGAUACACAUUGGUGUUCAAGAACUACAUAUAUAUUAUAAAGGAUACAUGUUUCUGAUUUCCAAUUCUUAAUUAUGCUUCAGAGUGCUUAAUGAA